Hansenula ciferrii is the source of this 297-nucleotide messenger RNA. RefSeq lists its product as uncharacterized. The transcript has a single exon. NCBI's taxonomy places the organism in Eukaryota, Fungi, Ascomycota, Saccharomycetes, Phaffomycetales, Wickerhamomycetaceae. The record is from RefSeq and is a predicted model, not a curated record. Bases 1 to 297 code for a protein of 98 amino acids.
AUGUCAUUUGAACAAAAAAACAGUUUUAUAAAAUUAAUAAACAUACCAACUCACGAUGAAUACGAUAUCCCAAUUCAAGUAUUUAAAGGUGGUGUUUUAGUUGAUCAUCAUAAUCAACCAAAUUAUAUAUCUCAACUUUUUAAUGAAACUAAUAUCAAUGGAUUGAUAAUAAAUAAACCUUGGUCUGAAAAAUUCGAUGAAUUGAAAGAAGGUGAUGUUGCUUAUGUUAUUAAUAUUGAUGAUUUGGAAAGAGUUGAACAAACAGCUUCCGGUGAUAUUGUUGAUAUAAGUCAAUAA